Molecule: messenger RNA, 3026 nt
Organism: Cryptomeria japonica (Japanese cedar)
Lineage: Eukaryota; Viridiplantae; Streptophyta; Pinopsida; Cupressales; Cupressaceae
Product: calmodulin-binding protein 60 F
Exons: 9
Coding region: 364-2271 (635 amino acids)
Biological process (GO): regulation of salicylic acid biosynthetic process
Cellular component (GO): nucleus
Molecular function (GO): DNA-binding transcription factor activity; sequence-specific DNA binding; calmodulin binding
Source: RefSeq, a predicted model, not a curated record
UUUUUGAAAAUAUUCAAAUACAAUUAAAAAACCAAAAGCCUCCUAACUAGUCAACACUUUUGAAUCCCCUAUGAAAUAACGCGCUACAGCAGAGACUGGGAAAAUUCCAUGUAAUAGCGCAGCAGAAACUGGGAAAAUUCCAUAUAAUAACGAGUUUCUGGGCACAUGAGUUGGGGAGAUUGAGUUAGGCUUUUGCAAGUGUUUGAGGAGAAUCGAAUCUAAUUGUGCUCUGGCUUUUUGAGCUUUAAUUCGGUUACAGUCUGUAAUUUUCUUAGAUCUGCUUGAGCUUAGCUGGCCUUGAGUGUUUUUUAGAAACAUUCUUUCUUCUUGGGUUUUUCUGAAGUGGUUCAAUUUGAGGUUAAAAUGGCGCCAAAAAGACUUUUAGACCUUGAGGAGGAUGAUAGGGAGAAAGGCGCUGAAAAGCGCCCGCGAGUCCCCAGCUUUGUAAGUACGAUAGCUCAGGCCAUGAGGAUGGACACUUUGCAGGCUUUAUUAGAGCCCUUGCUUCGGAGAGUGGUUUCUGAGGAGAUUGAACGAGUUAUCACAAAUCGAAUUCCUGCAAACCUAAGACCACCUCCAAGACAAAUACAAGGGCCUGGAUCACGAAAGUUGAGACUGCAGUUCCAGAAUAAGCUCUCGCUUCCUCUUUUCACUGGGAGCAAAAUAGAAGGGGAGCAAGGUUUCAAUCUUCAAAUAAUUCUGCUAGAUAUUGCUACACAACAAAGGGUCACAUCAGGUCCUGAGUCUUUGCAGAAAGUGGAAAUUGUUGUUCUUGAAGGUGAUUUUGGACAUGAUGAUGAAGAUGAAUGGACUGUGGAAGACUUUGAUAAUUAUGUAGUUCGAGAGAGAGAUGGAAAACGCCCACUUCUUACUGGUGAACUUGUUGUUUCUAUGAAAGAUGGUCUUGCGACCCUUGGAGAAUUGUCCUUUACAGAUAAUUCCAGUUGGAUUAGGAGCCGUAAGUUUAGGCUUGGGGCCAGAGUUACAGGAGCAAACCAUGAUGGAAUCAGGAUAAAGGAAGCAAAGACUGAAGCCUUCACAGUUAAGGAUCAUCGCGGCGAAUUGUAUAAGAAGCACUAUCCUCCUGCACUGCUUGAUGAUGUCUGGCGUCUAGAUAGAAUUGGCAAGGAGGGUGCUUUCCAUAAGAAAUUGAGUUCUGAAAGUAUUAAAACAGUGAUGGACUUCUUGAGAGAACUGAAUAGAAAUCCCCAAGGACUUCGCCAAAUUCUUGGCAAUGGGAUGUCAACCAAGAUGUGGGAGGGAACAGUGGAGCAUGCAAGGACAUGUAUACUUAAUAACAAGCAAUAUGUGUAUAACCCACCUCACCAAAACAACGGUAGUGUUAUCUUCAAUGUUGUAUAUGCACCAGUGGCUGUCAAUUGGGCAGAUGGGCGGCUGAUUGCUUGGAAUAGUAUUUCUGAAGCUGAAACGCCUUGGGCGGAAAAGCUUGUAAAAUCUGCAUAUCAGCAUUGGCCAAAUGGAGUGAGAGAACUUGAAGAUGGAUACCUGAUGAAUAAUACUGCUCACUUGUUGGCAUUACAACAUACACCUGUUCAAGUUCUUGAGGGAAAUGGAAAUCCUGGCUAUCAGGGGAUGGCUUUAUUGUCACAGCAAGAUGAGCAGGCAGCACAUUUAGAUGCGAAGUCAGAGAUGGUGGGUCGUCAACAGCCAAUGAAAUAUAGCAGCAACGAUUGGCUUCAACCCAGUGAAAGUGUCAAUAUGGUAGAUUCCACUGAAGUUGCCAUGGUGACAGGGUUCAUGCAUCAGGGUAUGGCACCUCAACCUGUAGAGUCUCCAUCCUUAGCUCUUGCGCCGCGGCUAACAUCCACGUACCAAUAUACCUUGCCUUACCAGCAAGCCAAUCUCAAUUCUCAUAUAUACAGGAAUAGCCAUAGAAAUCAAUAUCCAGACAUUAUAAAAAAUGACUGGGCUAGUGAACCCAAUGAGGGGCAAGGAGGAUUUUACCACUCAAACUCAAGUAAUGAUUUGGUAAAUAGGUGUGCAGAAAAUGAAGAUAUUUUGUUUCGCUUCUGUAGUGGAGGCACAGCUGAACAAGGAUACAACUUCUUCCCCAAUACACCCGGAGAACAAAUGUUUAAUUUUACACACCUUCCUCCAACAGCAAAUUUCGGCUUUAACAUGUCCGGGGAUCGCUUACAUGGAAAAGCCUAUAUGGGAUGGUUGAAGCUCAAGGCCGCAUUAAAAUGGGGAAUUUCUGUUAGGAAGGUGGUAGCUGCAAAAAAGGCUAAAGUGGAAGAAUUGGAGGAUUAAGCUUACCAUCAGCAGGUUAUUGUGCAAUUUGUAUAUUUGUAUCAUAACUACUUUGCUAAAGGCUACCUAGGUAGCAGCCACUUGGAAUUGAUGAAUAGCAGCUAAAAUCGCAUGAUAUCCUGGUUGUAUAUGUUGCUGACCUUGUAAAAGAACUCAAUUCCGAAAUGGCAGUAGGUCGUGCCAGCAAUUUUGUUUUGUCUUUUGCAACCCAGCCAUAACUUCCGUUUAUAGCUGGACAUUAGAUUAGAUCUAGUUUCGAGCUUUUUAAGUUAACAUUGCAAUUUUCGGAACCUGUCGGUUGUCUGUGAAAAACCAAAGGUUGCCAAAUUGCAUCCUUUGCUUGUUUAUGUAGAUUUACACCUAUAAUUAUUUACUUUCGUCCAUAAUCACGACCACUACUGUGUGUCUUAGCAGGGUAGAAUCCAUCCGCUAAAUGCUUUUUUCUUGGAUGGUCAAGAGAGGAUCUUUGAUGUUGUACCCAAUUAAUGAAACUUCUAAGGAGUGGGAUUGGCUACUAGGCAGUUUUCCAGAGCAGGGGAAAAGGCCGUUGACCAUCUCUACCUUGGGGUUCUUGCUUUCCCAAGAGACUUCAAUGACGGCUAGGCUCGAGGUUUCUAGUUCAAUCAAAUUGAAGAACGAGGAUUAAUAUUUUUUCAGGUGGACUAAGUCAUUUGAAAUAUGAAGUCAUUUUAUGUAGCUUGAUGGUGUGUCAAUAAUGAUAGAACUACUAAUAUCUAAGUAUCUUUUAUACUUUA